CGGUUUCAGUUUUGGUCUUGGCGUUGCACGUGCCGGGCCUUAUCACCGUCGACAUGUCGGCCGAUGGACACGUGCCUUGCGGUUCCCGAAAACACUAGCUUAUUAAUAUUGUUCGUUGCACGCGACGACCAACAUAUUUGUCGUCGGUCGGUAAUUUUUUCCUCGAAAGUUUCGACUUUUUUUUUACUCGUCGCAUUCCUUUUUGGAAAACCGUCAAUGGAACAGUAGUACCGCGACAACACGAAAAGUUAUGGCGUCGCGAAAUUCUGCGAACUUUUGGUUAUUUAUAAUAUUGUUAAUCUCGAUUGAAGCCCAUAACUCAAGAGUAGCUAGUCUUGAAAGAUACCCAACGCAAUCAGGAUUAAUUGCCAUUUAUGGUAAUGAUAAUGCCAGUGAUAUUCAUUUUUCAUGGAAAUUAAAUGAAACGAUAUUUUGGGGAGAAUGGUCUCCAUGGUCAUCUUGGACUCCUUGUUCUACAUCAUGUGGUUUAGGUAUCACCAAACAAACAAGACAAUGCAUACGAAAAUCAACUAAUGUUAAAAGGAAUGUUUUUUACAAAAGACAACGUCUGAAACGAGUGUCCAAUGUGAACACCGAAUGUCGAGGACCAACAGAUGAAACCAGAUAUCACGUUUGUAAUAAACAGGUGUGCCAGAAUAAUACUGACUUUCGUGAAAUUCAAUGUUCGUCGUUUAACGACAAGUUAUUUAAUGGUCAAAAGUACACGUGGUCAGCAUAUUAUCAUGCCACAAAUCAAUGUGCGUUAAACUGUCGAGCAGUUGGAUAUCGCUUUUAUGCCACUUUAAAACCUAAGGUAUCAGAUGGAACAUCGUGUAACGGUACAAAUAAUUCAAGACCUUACGUUUGUGUGGAAGGACAAUGUAAGGUGGUCAGCUGUGAUGGUUCGAUUGGUGGGCAAAAAAGAAUUGACGAAUGUGGUGUAUGUGGUGGUGAUAACAGUACUUGCCGUUUGAUUUCUGGAAUCCUUACUAGACCAGACAUGCCACCAGGAUAUAAUUUAAUUGCUAGAUUACCAAAAUCUGCUUGCAAUAUCACGAUUACCGAACUUAAGCCAUCUGCCAACAGCAUAGCACUGAAACAUACGGUUGGGCCGUACAUUUUUAAUGGAAAUUGGAGUAAUAGUUGGCCAGGAGAUUACGAAGGAGCAGGUACAGUGUUUACGUAUCGAAAAGAAAAUGGUAAUUUCGGUGAAACAGUAUAUGCCUCAGGACCACUCUCAGAAUUCGUAGACCUCAUUUUGGUGUUCAGAUACACGAAUCCCGGUAUCAAAUACGAAUACAAACUGCCUUUAGAUGUACCCGUAGAGGAAUCGAUUGCGCCACCAUUGAUUAGGCACCAUUCGCACAUGUCAGCUCAUGUUGGAAAUUAUUUGACAACUGGUGACGAAACUUACAUGACUGAUAAAGAGACAGAAUUUGAAAACGAAGACAAAAAAAUCAACUUGAACCAACCUCUUGGAACUGUGUCAGAGUUUCAAGGGUUCAUCGGUGACGAAGCUGUAAAACCACGCAACAAAGGCAGAAAAAAGAAGUUUUUAUGGAAAUUAAGUGGCUAUUCAGAAUGUACCAAAACAUGCGGUGGAGGAUACCAGACGUCUACAAUAGUGUGUAUUAAGGAGCACAAUCAACAACAGCAAAUAGUGGCAGAUAAACGGUGCCAUGGAUUAGAGAAGCCGCAACCUCAAGUGCUCAGAUGCAACGUGAAACCAUGCGAGGCGCAGUGGACAAUCACCGAUUGGAGUUCAUGUUCGGUCAGCUGUGGUCUGGGUGUCCAAACCCGGGACAUCGUGUGCAAGCAGCACAUCAACUCCGCGUUAACAAUGAACGCGGCUGAGUCCGCAUGUUCAUCACCAGUUCCCACCAACGUCAUCCUCUCCAAAGUCUGCCAAAAGCCGCUUUGCGAAUACUCCUUAUCUGACGGUGAUGCGCAUUGGAUCGCCGGAACAUGGUCCAAGUGUUCCACUACUUGUGGAAUUGGCAUCAAGUCCAGAUCAGUCAGCUGUUCUUCAACUAACGAAACCCAGUGCAAGCAGAAUGAGAAACCUCCACACCAAACCACCUGUGACAUGGGACCGUGUGCGAUGGCUCUGUCGAACGCACCCGGUUCAUGGAUAUCGUCCGAUUGGUCACAGUGUUCUGAAACAUGUGGCACUGGUACGCAGACCAGAAAAGUGCAUUGUUCGUUGGGCAUUGACCGCGAGAACGCAUGUGAACGAUCAAUAAAACCAGAAGCAAGCAGAGCAUGUUUAAGUGACAAAGAUUGUAGUGGACUCUGGUUUGCAGGACCUUGGUCGCAAUGUUCGGAAACGUGUGGUUGGGGUAACCAAACAAGAACUUUAGUAUGUAUGUCUUACGAUCAAAGACAAUGGAAAAUAGUAUCCGAGAGUCAAUGUUCUGGAAAAGAAAAACCUUCAGCGUCCAUGUCGUGUUUCACAGAAAACUGCGGUUCUGCUUGGUUCACCUCAGAAUGGCUUCCGUGCUCGAGAUCAUGCGACUUAGGCGUUCAGAAAAGAGACGUGAAGUGUCUUAAUGAAGCAUUAAAAGCAUCUUUGGACUGCGAUGAUUCGAAAAAACCAUCGGCCAGACGUUCUUGUAACUUGAAUCAAUGCGUUAAUAGUUAUUCAGGUGCUUCACCCGUAGUAAACGACGAAAGUCGAGUCGAAAGAGAAAACAAACCUGCAGUGAACAUCAGUACAGAACAGCCGCCGAAUCAAGACGAUGCCAAAUGCGUGGACAUACAACACAGAAACUGUAAUUUCGUAGCCCAAGCUAGACUGUGCUCCUAUAAAUUUUAUAAAAUCUCAUGUUGCAACUCUUGUCGUAAUAAAAUGUAGAUCAAAUUUGGUAGGACUUGGAAAAGAAUGAUUUUGUACGAUAUUAGAUCACCUCGUUAAUUAUUUUGAUCGAUAUAAUUAAUAAUAUUAAUAUUUUACCGCACAUUACGAUUUACAUAGAAAACAGUAAUUUUUUUAAAUAUUUUUAAGCACGUAGACUGUAGAAAUAAUGCGUGUAUAAAAAACUAUUAUUAUUUAUUGUAAUCAAGUAAUAACCGUGUAGGUAAGUUUUAGAUGUAAAAAUGUAAACGUACACGUAUGUAUUAAAAAUAUUAUAUCUAAAGUUAUGGCGAUUUAAUGCUUAAAGAAUCUCUAAAAAUUUAACGAUAUUAAUUUAACAAUAUUUUAAAAGUAUUUAUUUAAAAUAUU
Messenger RNA from Sipha flava (yellow sugarcane aphid), 3223 nucleotides. RefSeq names its product thrombospondin type-1 domain-containing protein 4 (gene loh). Lineage: Eukaryota; Metazoa; Arthropoda; Insecta; Hemiptera; Aphididae. Gene Ontology annotation, molecular function: metalloendopeptidase activity. The transcript has 19 exons. The record is from RefSeq and is a predicted model, not a curated record. Gene Ontology annotation, biological process: extracellular matrix organization. Gene Ontology annotation, cellular component: extracellular matrix. The coding region runs from base 251 to 2854 and encodes 867 amino acids.